Molecule: messenger RNA, 980 nt
Organism: Chaetomium strumarium
Lineage: Eukaryota; Fungi; Ascomycota; Sordariomycetes; Sordariales; Chaetomiaceae
Product: cytochrome c-like domain-containing protein
Exons: 4
Coding region: 350-676 (108 amino acids)
Biological process (GO): mitochondrial electron transport, ubiquinol to cytochrome c; mitochondrial electron transport, cytochrome c to oxygen
Cellular component (GO): mitochondrial intermembrane space
Molecular function (GO): heme binding; electron transfer activity
Source: RefSeq, a predicted model, not a curated record
AAGAAAGUGCCGGUCAAUCCCGAAAUCGCCCGUUGCAAACUUGCGACUGACUAACCUCAUGAAUGUGAUUGGUGGGAUGAACAAAAGAGUGGAUACAUACUCGAGCUCACAGUGGUUCGCCCCGAUGAUGCGUGCUGGGCCAGGGUCAUGGAUGGCCUGAAAACCUGCAAAAAAAUUCCGGCACGGCCCCGGCGCGGCGCGGCAGCCAACUACAUAUCACUCCGUCCGGUUUUUCUCUCUCUGCUCACUUUUGCCUCCUUUGCAACCAGAUCCUUCUCCAAGCAACAUACGCUACUCUUCGGCAGCGCUUCCUUUCCAUACACACUAUUCCUAAUACCCAACCGUCAAAAUGGGCUUCUCUGCUGGUGACUCCAAGAAGGGUGCGAACCUCUUCAAGACGCGGUGCGCGCAGUGCCACACUCUCGAGGCGGGCGGUGGCAACAAGAUCGGCCCUGCGCUGCACGGCCUUUUUGGCCGCAAGACUGGCUCCGUCGACGGCUACGCCUACACCGACGCCAACAAGCAGAAGGGCAUCACAUGGGACGAGAACACUCUGUUCGAGUACCUUGAGAACCCCAAGAAGUACAUCCCCGGCACCAAGAUGGCUUUCGGUGGUCUGAAGAAGGAGAAGGAGAGGAACGACCUGAUCACCUACCUCAAGGAGGCUACGGCAUAGAUUUCGGAGUAGAACCCGGGUCCGGGCGUCGUUGUACUAAUACCAACUGUUUCCCGCCACCAACACGGUUGCGGCUCGGUUUCGAAGGCGUUGUCCGUUUUUUGCUACAUAUUUUUGCAUUAGACGGGGCGGCACAUGUAAAGCACAUUAUCUGUACCAUAGAGGGGCGGCUACUAGACUUGUGCUUUUGGUGACUUGAUUGAAAUGACUCUCUGCUCUUGCUAAUGAUGGCAUCUGUGUUUCAAAACGUCUGUGCUCCAAUGCGGCUCUGAGUUGUCUCGGAUCGGGUGGUGAUCGGCAGGCA